AUGCUUGUUGAACUUUCUAAACAUGGAUUGAUUCAUCAAGUGGCAUAUCUUAUAGACCUGAUCAACCAUACCACUCUAUCUUAUUCUGUUCAUACCGGUUUAAUUGGACUACUUGUUAAACUUACUUAUGGUUCUAUGGUGGCUGUGAAGACACUUUUUGAUCUUAAUAUAUGUAGCAUUUUGAAAGAGAUCUUUUCAAUAUAUGACCUUUCACAUGGAGUCCCUUCCCCUCGAACAAUUGAUGGACAUUAUAAUCAAAUGCAUGAAGUUUUGAAGUUGUUGAUUCAACUUCUACCCGUUGUAUCCAGAAAUCAAGAAGUUCCAUUAGCUGCAGAAAAAGAAGCUUUCUUGGUGACACAUCUUGAUCUUGUAGAGAAAUUUGGGAAUGAUUUAUUACAUGUCUUGAUCCAGGUAUAUAAAGCCACUGCCAGCUGA
This is a messenger RNA of Lactuca saligna, 435 nucleotides long. The record is from the annotation of a GenBank genome assembly. NCBI's taxonomy places the organism in Eukaryota, Viridiplantae, Streptophyta, Magnoliopsida, Asterales, Asteraceae.